Messenger RNA from Cylas formicarius (sweet potato weevil), 560 nucleotides. It is a transcript of the gene mRpL27, whose product is annotated as large ribosomal subunit protein bL27. The transcript has 3 exons. Bases 118 to 534 code for a protein of 138 amino acids. Gene Ontology annotation, molecular function: structural constituent of ribosome. The record is from RefSeq and is a predicted model, not a curated record. Gene Ontology annotation, cellular component: ribosome; mitochondrial large ribosomal subunit. Gene Ontology annotation, biological process: translation. NCBI's taxonomy places the organism in Eukaryota, Metazoa, Arthropoda, Insecta, Coleoptera, Brentidae.
ACGCAAGCCCCACGAAGUCGCGCUACCCGUUCAUAGAUGGGGCGACAACGCAGUUAAAAUAGUUGCCAUGCGAUUCGGUGAUCUGUGGUUUUUUAAGGUUAUGUCCGGAUUCCGAAAAUGAAUUUUCUAGGGAGUUCUCUGCUCGCAACCACUAAAACGCUGAUAAAUUGCGUGCGGCAGGCGAGCAAGAAAACUAGCGGCAGCACGCGCAACACGAUCCACAAGACGAGGCCGAAGCACAGAGGAUGGAAGGCGCAGGACGGGCACGAAGUACCGGCCGGUAAAAUCCUCGUGACGCAGAGAAACCUGAGGUUCCAUCCCGGCCUCAAUGUCGGUUUGGGACGGAACGGCACCCUUUUCGCCAUCGUCCCGGGCAAAGUAGUGGUGACGUGCGAGAAGGUCGACCUCAAUUGGGACCACACGUGGGUUCAGAGGUGCCACGGAUUUAGGAAAGGCACCGACUUUUACAAGAAGUACUUUAAUGUUCUACCCAAGCCGCAGCACCAGAAUUUCAAGCUGAUCGAUCAAGUCUAGUGGGAAUAAACACGCUUUAUUAGAAA